Naegleria lovaniensis is the source of this 1650-nucleotide messenger RNA. RefSeq lists its product as uncharacterized. NCBI's taxonomy places the organism in Eukaryota, Heterolobosea, Eutetramitea, Acrasida, Naegleriidae. Bases 1 to 1650 code for a protein of 549 amino acids. Gene Ontology annotation, cellular component: endoplasmic reticulum. The transcript has a single exon. Gene Ontology annotation, molecular function: pyridoxal phosphate binding; serine C-palmitoyltransferase activity. The record is from RefSeq and is a predicted model, not a curated record. Gene Ontology annotation, biological process: sphingosine biosynthetic process; ceramide biosynthetic process.
AUGUCCUCUUCAUCGUCAUCCACUCCGACCUUGGUCGAGACACCCGAAGCCUCUCUCACAGCAGCCGAAACGAUUGCUCGAUAUGUCAACAUCUUCAACAAGGUGACCGAGAUUAUCAUUACCGAAUUUCAAACUCAUCCCUAUCGUUCAUUGAUUGAUUUAUCAGUCGUGCUUCUCAUUAUUUGGUACAUGAUGAGCAAGAGACGUUCCGCUCCAACCACUCAUAAACUUACGAAAAAACAAGAAGAUGAAAUCAUUGAAGAAUGGGAACCAGCACCAUUGGUACCAUCAUCCGAUGAUGCCAGCAAUAUUGAUGCUACCAUCAAUGCUAUCAAGGAACACGAAUAUGUUCUCACAAGUGCUGCCGAUGUUGAAUUCACUGUUGAAGGAAAAGAAGGAAAGAUUAUCAACUUUGGAACCAACAACUUUUUAGGCUUUAUCGGUGAUAGAGAUAUCAUUGAAAAGUGCAAGGAUACAGUCCGUGAGUAUGGUGUUGGUAGUUGUGGUCCUCGUGGAUUCUAUGGUACCAUUGAUGUCCAUUUGGAAUUUGAGAAGAUUUGUAGUCGUUUCAUGAAGACCGAGGCUUGUAUUUUGUAUUCGUUUGGUUUUUGUACCAUCAGCUCGGUGCUUCCUGCCUUUUCUAAACGUGGUGAUGUCAUUGUUUGCGAUGAUGCUUGUAACUAUGCCAUCAAGACUGGUUGUCAUUUGUCUCGUUCCGAAGUGAUUUACUUUAAGCACAAUGACAUGGAAGAUUUGGAAAAUGUUCUCAAGAAAAUUUGUGCGAACGACAAGGGAGCCACUCCAAAUAAUCGUCGUUUCAUUGUUGUUGAAGGAGUUUAUGAAAAUUGUGGUGACAUUGCUCCAUUGAAGGAGAUUAUUGAACUCAAGAAGAAAUAUCUUGGCUUCAGAAUUGCUCUCGAUGACAGUUUUGGUGUUGGUGUUUUGGGUAAGACCGGCAGAGGUACCAUUGAACAUUUUGGCUUGGAUAUUAAUGAUUUUGAAAUUGUUUGUGUCAACAUGGAGAAUUCAUUUGGUUCGGUUGGUGGUGUUUGUGUGGGUUCACACAUUAUUGUCGACCACCAAAGAUUGUCUGGAGCUGGUUAUUGCUUCUCUGCUUCAUUACCACCUUACUUAUCAGUAGCUGCUAUUGAAGCUCUUAAUCGUGUAGAUAGCGAUCCAGAAACUCAUUUGGUUCCUCUCCAAAAGAAUAUUUCGCUCCUUCACCAAACAUUGGUCAAGAAGAUUAACUUUAAGAAUCUCAAGUUGGUGCUUCAACACCAAGAACAAUGCCCAGUCUUUCACAUUCGUCUUGCUGAUGACCAUCCUCUCAAGGAAGGAUUUAACAAUGCCAAAAAGCAAUGGGUUGAGAUUUCAAAGAUUAAAACCAAGAAUAAGAAACAACUCAAUACCGCAAGCAUGAACUUUUACAAUGAGAGAAGCAAGAUUCAACAAGUAUUCAAGGAUAUUGUCUCUAAGGCUAUGGAUCAAGGAGUUGCUGUGGUCUGUCCAAACUACACUCACAGAGAAAUUACUCUUCCAGAACCAGGUAUUAGAAUUUCUGUUUCAUCCAAACAUACGAAGGAUCACAUUGAAAAAUGUAGCAAUGUGUUGGCCACAAUUUUUGCAGAGACCUUGUCACCUUCUAACUAA